UCUCUCUCCCUUUCCCUCUCUAAACAAUUUUCCUAAAAUAAUUAAAUAAUUCUACAGUGUAAAUGACAUGUCGAGGGGCUCACAGCUGGGUUGAAACAUCUACCUAUAAAAUUUGGACAAGGAUAUCCACUUUGCAGAAGCGGCAAUGAUGAGUGAGGUCAGUCUUGCUGACAUACCAGGAAACUGCUAUUUCUCAUCUUCGUGCUCCCACUGCAUUCAGCACAGUGAUGUGCAUAUUUUAACUGGAUAAGUAAGCAUUCACUGAAAUGAGUUGGACUGUGGACCCAAGUCUGUCCCAGGUGGUCUUGUGCUUAGUGUAUUCUAACUACAAUGUUUCUGCUUACCUUUUCGAUGCUUUUUGAAGGCUUUGGAGAUAAGUCAAGGAGGACUCUGGUGAAUAUUAGACUGGGGGAUUUUCAAAUUCAUGCAAUAUACUUUAGAGCUCUAUAUGGGCUUGGUGUAGUACCAAUAAUCACUUGUUAUUUAUAAACCAGUUCCUUUUACAAGUGAGGAAUCUAAGAACUGAGACCAGCUCCCUGGCAUCUUCAUAUUUUUUUCUAUAAUUGCUACAUGGCCUCCUUUGUGAAAGUUUUAUGGGUGCAUUUAACAUCACUUAAUCUAAGAUAGCUACUUUCCUGGAACUCUUGGGAGGCCUGUCAAUUUCUUCAAGGGAAGCCAGCCUCCCUAGGUUUUAAUCUCUUUGAAUUGUGGCCUCAGCUAUAAAAGUCUUAGCUGAGGUUUUAAUGGCAGAUUUAAGUAAAUUUAACAGCUAUACCAGUGGGCGUUCCAAUUACAAACACCAUUAAAGGGCUUUAUGUGAAGAUUAAAAAAAAUACUAUUAAAAAUAGUCCACGUGUAGUACAAUUUACCAGCAGGAAAGACUUCAGUGUCCUGGAAAAGUUUCAUAUAAAAAGGGGGCUAGGAAGACACAAAGGCACAAUAUUCAACGCACUCCAAAGGAAGCGUGGCAUUCUCUGGGCUCUUCGCUCUCAAACAGGUAAAAUGCUUUGUAUGUCUAGCAUGGUUUUUUUAGACUGCAUGCUGUUGUCUGUCUACAAGGGCUUUUACAUCAUAUAGACUAACUCCAGGUGUGACGGUGUCUAUAGAAACAUUGACCUUCAUGGUCAUUGUCAGCCCUGGCCACAGAGAGCUAGCCUUCGGGGAAUGGUGACAGCUCAUCGACCAAUAUUUUUGUCUUUAGCUUCUUCCCAUCAGAGGAAAAUUAAUCUGGAGACUCCUUAUGAAAACUCCGCAUGUCAUCAGGCAGUCUGAGGCCGCCUUGGCCAGGGAGGCAUCUGGCCUGGGACUCAGUGCUUUGAAGUGUUGAGUCCUCUCUCACGCUCCCAGAUGGUACAGACAGUACUAAUGCAUGGAGGACUAGAGGGCAGACGCUCAGCAAAAUGUCAUUAGUACCUACUGUAGCCAUUUAAUGUGCAAAAAAACCCCUCUCUUUCUGCCACAAAUUUUUAGUAGGAGCUACUUGUCAGGGCAGGUGGCCCAAUUCCCUUUAUCUCAGGACAAUACAGUUGACAACCAAGGACAGAGGGGAAAAGGUUAAGACAAAAAGAUGAACUCCAUAAAGGAGGAAUCAUGGAAUUUGGGUAACAAAAUAAAUAAUGAAAAUAGAAAUAGACUAGUUUAGUUUAAAGAAAUUAUUUUGUCCCCAUCAGCUAGAAGCUCAAGGCAAGCAAGUGGGUACGUGCAUUUCCACAUCCAUGUGAAACCUGCAGAUGACUCCCACCUCCAUCUUCCGUCAAGUUAGUGACACAGUUGUUAGGCUCUUCAAACAAAAGAGGUCUUUACCUUUCGUUUAACCCAGUCUGCCCCUGUUUUGAUUGUUGUAUUGAUGUUCCUUAGAAUGGAGCCCAUUCCCAAACUCUUGGCCGGGCUUAUCCUGUUGACAGUGUGUGUGGUGGGCGGCUCCAGCCAGCACUGGUCCUACGGUUUGCGCCCUGGAGGAAAAAGAAAUGCAGAAAAUCUGGUGGACUCUUUCCAAGAGAUAGCCAAAGAGGUCGAUCAGCAAGCAGAACCUCAGCGCUUGGAGUGCACCGUCCACCAGCCCCGCUCUGCCCUCCGGGAGCUGAAAGGGGCGCUGGAAAAUCUGAUUGAAGAGGAAACUGAGCCAAAGAAGAUUUAAAUCCAUGGGUCCAGAAGAAUCGACAACACUGAAGUAUAAUUCUGACUUUGAAAUUUGUAACCUAUUUAAUAGCUGUGAAUUGUGUGGAUUUCAGACAUUCUUAUGCCAAGUUGCACACACCUUGUAAUGAAGUAGUGUGAAUAAAGUGGCCUCAGUGU
Molecule: messenger RNA, 2295 nt
Organism: Phyllostomus discolor (pale spear-nosed bat)
Lineage: Eukaryota; Metazoa; Chordata; Mammalia; Chiroptera; Phyllostomidae
Gene: GNRH1
Product: gonadotropin releasing hormone 1
Exons: 3
Coding region: 1847-2137 (96 amino acids)
Biological process (GO): multicellular organism development
Cellular component (GO): extracellular region
Molecular function (GO): gonadotropin hormone-releasing hormone activity
Source: RefSeq, a predicted model, not a curated record